Molecule: messenger RNA, 2122 nt
Organism: Boeremia exigua
Lineage: Eukaryota; Fungi; Ascomycota; Dothideomycetes; Pleosporales; Didymellaceae
Exons: 3
Coding region: 287-1858 (523 amino acids)
Cellular component (GO): SUMO-targeted ubiquitin ligase complex
Molecular function (GO): ubiquitin-protein transferase activity
Source: RefSeq, a predicted model, not a curated record
CUAGCAAACACAUGCGGUGAGAGUGACAAGGAGGCAAAAAAGCAAAGCAAAGCCUUGGGCGCCAACUCCGUGAGGGCCUCAUAGCGGACGCAGCGUUGAAGACGGUGGUGACCGUGAAGUGGCGUUUACCGAAGCGGCGCAACCUCCAGACGUCAAUCACACGGCACCUGCCACUCACUUCACCACCAGGCGCUCUCAGGCUCGGCACGUCCAACGACGCACCUCUGCUGCCAGCGCCGCGACACAACGUAACUUUAACUCUGGUCGCUUGCCGGCGUCAUAGGUCAUGGAUAACCAUCUGCCCUUUGGGUAUACGCACAGACAGAAGCGCUCGCAUGACACGAUGGAGGGCAACGCAGGGCCCGCCUGGAGCUUUGAAAACCUUACGCCCUUUACCAGCCUUGGUGUUCCCCGCGAGCACUCGGUACCGCGCCCGCAGGAACCCUCUCACAGCGCAAGCCGCCGCGGGUCCGCCUCGCAACCGAACCACUACGCUGCUGCAGGGCAGCCCGCUCGCACGCCUGACGCCGAUGCGGUGCGAGCACGCUUCUCAGCCUCACGAGAACGACCAACGCCAGCAGACGACCGUCAGGCCUCAGCUGGCCCCGCAGACCAAGGUGCACGAGGGCGCCCUUUCUAUACGGCACACAUCGCCCAGAACAUGGAGUAUGCACAGCUUCCGCGCUUCGAGGGCGACGGGUUCGAUAUGAGGAGACCCGCGGGCUGGCAGCCGAGAGCAGACGGACACAACGCAGCCGAGGACCGACAUCUGGUCGAGAUAAGCGAUGGCGAGGACGACGAGCUGGUCGGCGAGGACGAGGAUGGAGACGACAUUGCGGCAUACAACCGUCAGGUGCGGGAGGAGGGGUACGGGUCGGAAGACGUUGUCGACUUGACUGAGGACGACGCUCCCUUUCCCAACUGGCAGCCACAGAACAACCGACCAAUGCACAAUCACGACCGACCGCGAUCGCAGCCGGGACAUGCAGGUCACCCGCCGCACAACGACGCUGCCCGUCUGCCACGGGGCAUGGCCGGCAUCAUCAAUCUGGACAACGGCGACGAAGCAUGGGAACUAGACGAACCCGCCGCUCUCGAGCCGUCUUCGCCGGACAUCCAGUUUGUGUCCGCACGUCGUCUUGACCCGUCGAGCCGCCAUAACGACUCGGAUGGAGACGACGUGCAGUUUGUGCAGGAGCGACCUCUGACAAACGACGAGAGACGGAUCCGACAGCGUGCUGCACAAGACGCAGAAUUGAACCGAGUCAUGGCGGUAAUCGGAGCGCACAGAAACGACCGAUAUAGCUUUGCGCACCUUCGAGGAGAGAUUGACCGUACCAACGCCCACAUCCAGCAUUUGGCCGACCACAUGCGUCAAGGCGGCCCGCAGCCUCCGCCACGAAAUCGAGCUGGAAAUCACAUUCAACUAAGGAUGGGAAUCGCAGGGGGACGCCCUGAACUCUUUGUCGCACCGACUCUGAACUUUGGAGUCGUGGGUUUCGACCUGGGCUAUGAUGGUAACCGACCGGAGCCACCACCGCAGACGUAUGACGCGCCACCUCCAGCACCACAAGGUUUCACAAGAAGUCCAGAAGAAAAUGAUGUUCUUGUCUGUCCAAACUGCGAUAGCGAGUUGUGCAAGGGCGACGACGAUAUUAAGAAGCAGGUGUGGAUUGCUAAGCAAUGUGGUCAUAUCUACUGCGGCGAAUGCACAGCAAACCGAUCAGUCAAGCGCUCUGCAAAAGGAAAAGAGAAAGAGGGCGGACCAAAGACCAGGCCGUUCAAGGAGUGUGUCGUCGAAGGCUGCGGCAAGAGGGUCGCAAGCUCCAAGUCCAUGUUUCAGCUUUUUAUGCUGUAACAUGCAAACUAUUCUUUCAAUUUCCUCACUCUAACGACUCUCCUAUCGCUUAUAUAUACCACUUGGGCUUGGGGCUUGUUGCAUUUUGCAUAAUAUGGUGUUAAGCCAGCCGUCUCCUAGCUUGACCUAGGCAUCACGGCAUCAGCAAGGCGUUUGCGAAUCUUUCUUUGUUCUCUUGGUACGGUGCAGGGUCGGGUAUGCCCAUAGGGUGAAUAGUAAUGAUCUUGAUAGAUAUAUAUGUGUAUAUACCAGGAUUUGACUCGC